Molecule: messenger RNA, 1244 nt
Organism: Hemicordylus capensis (graceful crag lizard)
Lineage: Eukaryota; Metazoa; Chordata; Lepidosauria; Squamata; Cordylidae
Product: brain-specific homeobox/POU domain protein 3-like
Exons: 2
Coding region: 54-1109 (351 amino acids)
Biological process (GO): regulation of transcription by RNA polymerase II
Molecular function (GO): DNA-binding transcription factor activity, RNA polymerase II-specific; RNA polymerase II cis-regulatory region sequence-specific DNA binding
Source: RefSeq, a predicted model, not a curated record
CCGGGCUGGAGCGUCUCCUCCGCCGCCGCCUCCUCGCCCUACCCGCCGCCACCAUGAUGUCCAUGAACAGCAAGCAGGCGUUCAGCAUGCACCCCAUCCUGCACGAGCCCAAGUACACUCACCUCCACUCCAGCUCCGAGGCCAUCCGGAGAGCCUGCCUGCCCGCCCCGCAGCUCCAGAGUAACUUCUUCGCCGGCCUGGAUGAAACUUUGCUGCGCGGCGCGGAGGCCCUGGCUGCCGUGGACAUCGUCUCGCAGAAGAGCCACCCUUUCAAGCCGGACGCCACCUACCACACCAUGAGCAGCGUCUCCGUCUCCUGCACGCCCACCUCGUCCACCGUGCACCUGCACCACCCGUCGGUGCUGAGCGGCCACGCGCACCACCACCACCACCACCACGCGCACCACCAGCCGGCGCAGGGCCUGGAUAGCGACCUGCUGGAGCACCUGAACUCGGCCCUGCCGCUGCCGGACGUGGGCGCCGCUCCCGCCCACCCGCACGCCCACCCGCACGCCCACCUGCCGGCCCUCAACGCCAUGGGGCACCCGGCGCACGGGCAGCCCCCCAUGGGCAUGGGCCCCCACCCGCCGCACGGCCUGGCCUCGCACACGGUCCUGGCCGGCCCGGAGACCGAGACGGACCCGCGGGAGCUGGAGUCCUUCGCCGAGCGCUUCAAGCAGCGGCGCAUCAAGCUGGGGGUGACGCAAGCCGACGUGGGCUCGGCGCUGGCCAACCUCAAGAUCCCCGGCGUGGGCUGCCUCAGCCAGAGCACCAUCUGCCGCUUCGAGUCGCUGACCCUCUCGCACAACAACAUGGUCGCCCUGAAGCCCAUCCUGGAGGCCUGGCUGGAGGAGGCCGAGCGGGCGCAGCGCGAGAAGCUGGCCAAGCCCGAGGUCUACUCGACGGGCGACAAGAAGCGCAAGCGCACCUCCAUCGCGGCGCCGGAGAAGCGCUCCCUGGAGGCCUACUUCGCCGUGCAGCCGCGGCCGUCGUCGGAGAAGAUCGCCGCCAUCGCCGAGAAGCUGGACCUCAAGAAGAACGUGGUGCGGGUUUGGUUUUGCAACCAGAGACAGAAACAGAAGCGGAUGAAAUUCUCCGCCGCCUAUUAAGCAGGGGGUGGGGAGCGGAGGAGAGGGCAGCGGACCCGACGGGCGGGCUGGGCGGCCAGGGAAGGAGCCUGGGUUUCCAGAGAGAGAGAGAAUUCAGAGCACCCAGAAUAAAAACCAGAAUUCAGAGGACUCCGA